Molecule: messenger RNA, 1874 nt
Organism: Cicer arietinum (chickpea)
Lineage: Eukaryota; Viridiplantae; Streptophyta; Magnoliopsida; Fabales; Fabaceae
Product: beta-1,3-galactosyltransferase 7
Cellular component (GO): Golgi membrane
Molecular function (GO): beta-1,3-galactosyltransferase activity
Source: RefSeq, a predicted model, not a curated record
CUUUUUGUAGCAGACAUUUUAUUUUAUUUUAUUUUCAUUAAAAAAAAAAAAACUGAAAAGAAAGAAUAACAUAGCAUAGCAUAGCAGACAUGAUUAGAUUUUAGACCAAAGACUCAUUCAUCGUUUGACAUUUCCACCAAAUUUCCAACAUCUAUAACUUCUUUUGCUUCAUUUCUUCAUCUUCCAACAAUUUUCUCCUAACUCAAACAACUCUAAGAUGAAGACUCGCGCCUCUACCAAAAUCUCUGCAAAAUGGAUUCCAAUUUUCUCUCUCUUUUCCUUCAUUCUUGGCAUGCUCAUCACAACCAGGAUGUGGGAGCAACCUGAAUCAAAUGGUGUGAUAAUUUCUAAGCAUCAGCGAGAUCAAGAACUUCAAGUGGUUUCAGAGGAUUGUGCUACCAAAAAGAAGCAGGAAAAGCCUAAGGAUGAGAUGAAUGAAUUGUACAAAACACAUGAAGCUAUUCAAGCCCUAGACAAGCAAGUUUCUAUGCUGCAGAUGGAAUUAGCAGCAGCUAGAAGUUCUCGCGAAAACAACUCGAAUGGCUCGGCCACCACUUCCGGCAAAGGUGCUUCCAAGAAGAAGGCAUUUAUAGUGAUAGGUAUAAACACAGCUUUCAGUAGCAGAAAGCGGCGUGAUUCGGUUAGAGAAACUUGGAUGCCUCAAGGUGAACAACUUCUUCAAUUGGAACGGGAGAAGGGAAUUGUUAUCAGAUUCAUGAUUGGCCAUAGUGCAACUUCCAACAGCAUUCUAGAUCGAGCCAUUGAUUCAGAAGAAGCGCAGCACAAAGACUUCCUUCGGCUGCAACAUGUUGAAGGGUAUCAUGAGCUUUCUGCAAAGACAAAGAUUUUCUUUUCUACUGCGGUCGCAUUAUGGGAUGCUGAUUUCUAUGUCAAAGUGGAUGAUGAUGUUCAUGUCAAUUUAGGUGUCCUAGCAGCAACCCUUGCUCGUCAUCGUUUAAAACCUAGAGUCUACAUCGGGUGUAUGAAAUCUGGACCUGUUCUUUCUCGAAAGGAUGUCAAGUACCAUGAACCCGAGUUUUGGAAGUUUGGAGAAGAGGGGAACAAAUACUUUCGACAUGCAACCGGACAAAUAUAUGCAAUCUCUAAGGAUUUGGCUACUUACAUUUCCAUUAACCAACCGAUUUUACAUAAAUAUGCUAAUGAAGACGUCUCACUUGGUUCAUGGUUCAUUGGUCUUGAAGUUGAGCAUAUCGAUGACCGCAGUAUGUGCUGUGGAACCCCUCCAGAUUGUGAGUGGAAGGCACAGGCAGGUAACAUAUGUGUUGCAUCGUUCGAUUGGAGCUGCAGUGGAAUCUGUAAAUCGGUGGAGAAGAUUAAAUAUGUGCACUCAAAAUGUGGUGAAGGAGAUGGAGCCGUUUGGAGUGCUUUAUUCUAAAUUUAUAUCCAAAGGAAGAUGAUUUUUUUUUCUGGUCAUAAGAGGAACUGAUUGUUCAAAUUGUGGCUUGAACAUUUCGGAUUUGAGAAUGAGAAUCCUCUGCAAAUAGAUAACAAUUCAUCAGCCAUUCAAAGAUUAGAGACAAGGCUGGUUGAUCAUUUUUGUGGAAGUCAAUAGCUGAAGUUAACAAAUGCAUGAAUGUGGAGGAUUUAAGUAUGGGGUGGGGGAUAUGAGAAUUAUACAGGUUCUAUAUAGGACAUUUAAUUUAAUUAGGCCUAUUCUAAGAUUAUUAAUUUGUUUGUUCAUUUUAUAUAUAUAUACACUUAUGUGUUGUGUGACAUAUUGGCCUUUUGUUCUUUGUAACGAAAAGCAGCAAUGUUUUGGUAGAUUUGAUAGUAUGGUUAAUGUUAUAAAUGUGAUGCAAAGAAAAAUUCUCUUAUCCCCUCACACAAAUAUAAAACUCCACUCAUUCCGUUUC